UCGCUCGUGGCCGCGCCCCCAGAUCCGCCUCCCAGUCCCCAGAUCCGCCGGACAACUCCUCGCUCGCCCACCGCCCACCGCACGACCCCGCGGCGUCACAGCACGUCCUGACGUCUUUGCUUGGUGUUGUCGUCGCAGUCGUGAGGUCGCAGCAGCAUCAGCAGCCAUGGCCGCGGCGGAGGAGAACAGCUCCCUCUUCCUCAUAUUCAUCCUCACCAUGAUCGCGCUGCCGCUGGUGCCCUACACCAUCACGCGCCUCUGCCACGCCGCCACCAAGAAGGCCAAGCCCAUCCACUGCCGCUGCUCCGGGUGCCACCGCUCCGGCAAGUACCGCAAGUCGAUCUACAAGAAGAUAUCCAACUUCUCGACGUGGAGCAACCUGACCAUCCUGGUUCUCUGGAUCGUCGUGAUAUUCCUGGUUUACUACAUCAAGCUCAGCAGCCGUGAGGUGCAAGUAUUUGAGCCAUACAGCAUUCUCGGACUGGAACCCGGGGCAACAGAGUCCGAUAUCAAGAAAUCGUACAGGAGGCUUUCUAUCCUGUACCAUCCCGAUAAAAAUCCCGACCCUGAGGCCCAUACCUACUUCGUUGAAUCUAUAUCUAAGGCGUACCAGGCGUUGACUGAUCCGACAUCUCGUGAAAAUUAUGAGAAGUAUGGUCACCCAGAUGGGCGCCAGGGCUUCCAAAUGGGUAUCGCUUUGCCCAAGUUCUUACUCAAUAUGGAUGGUGCAUCUGGCGGAAUAAUGCUUCUAGGGAUAGUGGGGCUUUGCAUACUCUUCCCCUUGAUGAUAGCAGUUAUUUAUUUGUCGAGGUCAUCAAAGUAUACUGGAAAUUAUGUCAUGCACCAAACUCUGUCAACUUAUUACUACUUUAUGAAGCCAUCUCUGGCUCCAAGCAAAGUUAUGGAUGUCUUCAUCAAGGCAGCAGAGUAUAUGGAGAUGCCAGUACGCCGCAGUGAUGAUGAGCCCCUGCAGAAACUAUUCGUAGCAGUUAGAAGCGAGUUAAAUCUAGAUUUAAAGAAUAUUAGAACAGAACAAGCCAAGUUUUGGAAGCAGCAUCCAUCACUUGUAAAGAUGGAACUGUUGAUUCAGGCUCAUCUUACUCGAGAAUCAUUCGCUUUGUCACCAGCACUACUAAAGGAUUACAGGCACAUGCUUGAACUUGCACCUCGUCUUCUGGAAGAACUAGUUAAGAUUGCACUUCUACCAAGGAGUCCGCAUGGUUUUGGAUGGCUCCGGCCUGCAAUUGGUGUAGUUGAGCUUUCUCAAAGUAUCAUCCAGGCUGUUCCUCUCAGUGCUCGGAAAGCUGGUGGAGGUAAUUCAGAAGGAAUAGCACCAUUCUUGCAGCUGCCACAUUUUAGUGAGGCUACUGUCAAGAAGAUUGCUCGCAAGAAAAUCAGGGCUUUCCAAGAACUCUGUGAUAUGUCUCAAGUGGAACGUGCUGCACUGCUGACACAAGUAGCUGGCCUUUCUGAAGAAGAAGCUCAGGAUGUAGAGCUUGUACUGGAGAUGGUUCCUACUAUUGAAGUAGAUAUUAGAUGCGAGACUGAAGGAGAAGAGGGCAUACAAGAGGGUGAUGUUGUUACAAUGUAUGCUUGGGUCUCACUUCAGCGCCGCAGCGGCCUAAUUGCUGCACUUCCCCAUGCUCCUUGCUUCCCAUUCCACAGGGAAGAGAACUUCUGGCUGCUUCUAGCAGACACUGCUUCGAACGAAGUCUGGUUAUCCCAGAAGGUCAGCUUCAUGGACGAGGCUACCGCUAUAACUGCAGCAUCGAAAGCUAUACAAGAUACCCAGGAAGCAUUAGGUGCAAGUCCGAGGGAAAUAGGAGUUGCAGUUAGGGAAGCAGUUGACAGAGUGAAGAAAGGCAGUAGGUUGGUAAUGGGCAAGUUCCAAGCCCCAGCGGAGGGAAAUCACAACCUGACAUCCUUGUGCUUGUGCGACGCAUGGAUAGGCUGCGACAGCAAGACCAGCUUUAAGCUGAAGGUUCUGAAGCGGAGCCGCGCGGGAACAAGAGCCCAUGUGCCUGAAGAAGGUCCAGUGGCGGAGGAUGGCAUUGAGGAGGAAGAGGAGGAGGAGGAAGAGGAGUACGACGAUUACGAGAGCGAGUAUAGUGACGACGAGGAAGAAGAGAAGAACAAGGGAAAGGGUAAGGUUGCAAAUGGAGCAGCGCAUAAAAAGGCUGACUCUGACAUAGACUCGGGCAGUGAUGUGGAUGAGUGAUACAAAUACAUUGUAAUGUUCAAGUAAAAUAGACGCUUAACAUCAGUGUUUUUGCCCUUUGUGCACCAUGAAACUGAAAAAGUAUCUCUCAUCAACUUAUAGAGCAGGCAGUAAUAGUUGCUUACGAUUUUUAUUUAUUAUUCUUAUAUGGAUGGAACUAAUAAUUGAGAAUUGGAAUCAAAUCGGCAGAAUUUUAUCAUGCGUUCA
Messenger RNA from Lolium rigidum, 2425 nucleotides. RefSeq names its product dnaJ protein ERDJ2. The transcript has 10 exons. Gene Ontology annotation, biological process: SRP-dependent cotranslational protein targeting to membrane; post-translational protein targeting to endoplasmic reticulum membrane. The record is from RefSeq and is a predicted model, not a curated record. The coding region runs from base 167 to 2218 and encodes 683 amino acids. Lineage: Eukaryota; Viridiplantae; Streptophyta; Magnoliopsida; Poales; Poaceae. Gene Ontology annotation, molecular function: transmembrane protein transporter activity; RNA binding. Gene Ontology annotation, cellular component: Sec62/Sec63 complex.